GAGAGGAAGGAUAGAGACGAACAUGAUGAGGACCGCGGCAGCAGCAGCAGCAGCAGCAGCAGCAAUGCACACAUCGACACUGGGAUGGGAAACGGCAGACGAGAGGACAACGCUGAGGAAGACCGAGCCAUGAAAGGAAAGACUCAAGAGUCAAGCUGCGUCGCGCCAACAUGGAGGCGUAGCGACAGUAGCAUGCAUGAUUAGAUAGAGGAGAUCAUUUCAUUGUAGCCUAGCAGCACCAGCAUCAUCAUCAUCACCAUCAGCCAGUCCAACCUGAGCGGAGAGGAGGGGAGAGGAGGGGAGAUGGGCUCACAGGUUGUGCAAACCCUCCGUCAGGGGGUCUGGGCAUCCCUGACCGGGGGCUGGUACCACGACCCGGACCAGAAUAAAUUCAACAACUCAUGUCACCUCUAUCUGUGGAUAUUUCUCCUGAUGUUGCCCUUGUCUCUCCAUCUGGCUUUGCCUCCCACUACAAUGGCUCUGAGCAUCUACUGCUCCUCCAUCACUGUUUUCUUCGUCCUUAUCAAGCUCGCCAACUAUCGGCUGCACUUGAUGUUCGACGAGGGCGAGGCAGUGGUCCGCAGCAGCCUUUCUGACCUCAGCAAAGCUCAGGAGAAGAAAAGCAAUGCCUCAGAUUCUUGCCUGCCCCCCAGCAUCAGGAAGAGCAGCACAGUCCCUGACAGUGUUGCCAUGACUACGUUGGCUCGGAAGCGUCCCAGUUCAGUGAUCCAGGUGACGGUGAAACAGACUGAAACUGACCCGGGACUGAUUGGGGUGGACUGCUCAAAGUCAGAUGAGGUGAAGACCGUGGAAGAGAAAGACAGAACUGCUGCAGAGGAGAGGCCUGUGGAGGGAGGCUUGCAGCCAAGCCCAGAGCCAUCUCCUGAUGAUCUCUCUAGCCCCAAUCCCGAUCAGGCUGCCCCCCUGCUGCAGGCCCAGCAGAGGCCCCCAUCCCAAGCUGAAAAAGAGGAGCUCCAGUCUGAAUCUGCGGGUGGGAUAGAGAAAACUGAUACAGAAACAAUUGAAACUGAACCUGUGAAAGAAGGGAUAGACAUUAAGGGAUCUUUGACAGGGAUUAACAAAGAGCAGUCGGAGCAGGAAAGGACAGCAGAGAAAGAGUCAGAGCAAGACAGAAUAGAGGAAAAAGACUCUGAGGAUAAGGAGACUGCAGACAGAGAAUUAGCCGAUGAAGGUUUCCCUUCUUCCAAGGGAAGUGAAGAUGAGAGUGAGGAGGAGAGUGAGGAGGAGAGUGAGGGGCAUAAACAGGCCUCAGAUGCCAACAACAACUCACUGGAGACUCCCCAUGAGGACCAGGAGCAUGUCAUUGAAAUCCCAGAACCUCCUACACAGGCUAUGGAGGAGACAUACUGUUCUGAUGAGAUUGAAGUGGUUCUGGUAGACAACUCUGGCCCCGGACCUGUGCCAGCUCACUUGGACGACAGCGACACUGUCAAGAUCAUCAUCACUAUGAGCUGUGAUCCUCAGACUGCUGCUCAGUUGGAAGAGAGCGUCAAGCAGAGCCUUUUGGAGAAUGCACAGGCUCAGAAGGAUGCAGGAGAAAGUCACAUCAAAAUCCCCGUCAUCACCUUCGACUCCCCCGAGGAGGAGAAGCAGGACUCGGAAGAGGGAGAGGAAGUGAUCUGCUCAGAGGACGACCUCACCCCGAAACAGCACAUGACUACAAGCCAAAGUGAAGAGUUCCACUUAUGCAGAGAAACCACCAGCUCUGAGUCCACCAUGCUCGAGUGCGCAGAUCCAGAGCAGAAACGUCUUAGUCUGCAAAUCACCGCUGACAGCACACCUAGUCCACAGCUGACAAAUGAUAACAGCUCGUCGGGUAUCGACGUCCACUCCCACCCAGAUGACACGGACCCUCUGGAAGCAAACGUGGACUCACAAGGCUUCCUGCGCCUGCCCCAAACUCUGGGUCGCUACGGACCUGGUGGGAGGACUCACAUCCGAGGGCUGAGCAUGGACAGCGGGAAAGAUGCAGUUCUGCUUUCAGGCCGCUCACACAACACGGCUACCAUGACCAGUUCCAAAUCAGACCUGGAGGCAAAGGAGGGCCAGAUUCCCAAUGAAUCAAACUUCUUGGAGUUUGUUUCCUUGUUGGGAUCCCUGAGUACCAGAGGGGGAGGUGGCAGUACACAAGAAGAGGAGAAGCCAGAGCACAAAGAGGAAGUUGAAGCUACAGACGAAGCACAUGUUUACAGCACUUAUAUAAUCUAUUAUCCACAGACAGACAGAGAAAAGGAUCCGGAUUACGAUUCCCUUCCUUCGCAAACGUCUCAAUCUGAGAGCUCCAUGCUGCAGGUCAUCUGCAGACCAGAGGCUACCAACAAAGAAGAGGCCUACACCUUUCAUACUGUACACCGAGACAGGCCUCGUAAGCUGUAUGCAGAGAGAGCUCUCAAUCUGCCGCUAGGAGCAGAGCUCAUUACCGGCAACAUGUGUGACCUGCUGUCGACUUCCUCCAACUCAGAGUGUCAGGACGGCCUUGCGGGCGGUCACAGUGACUGCCCUUUCCAGCGACGCAUCAUCCCUGCACACAGGCUUCGGCCACGAAGAACGCACCCCGAGAUCUUCCAGGAAGAGGAUUCUUUGGAUGACUCAUCAGAGACGUCCACUCAGGAGAAGCCGGCCAGGAAAAUUUAUUACAAACUCAAACUGUUUCCUGGGAAGUGGAUCAACAUUUUAUAUGACCGACUCACACUGCUCGCCCUUUUGGACAGAAACCAGGAUGUUCUGGAGAAUCUAGUUGCAGUCUUCAUGGCCUUCCUGGUUUCCUUUCUGGGUUUUGUGCUUCUCAACCAUGGGUGCUUCAAAGACUUCUGGAUCUUCCAGUUCUGUCUGGUCAUUGCCAGCUGCCACUAUUCAUUACUGAAGAGUGUUCAACCAGAUGCAGCUUCACCAACCCAUGGUCACAACCAACUGGUGGCCUACAGCCGAGCGGCCUACUUCUGCAUUUUCUGUGCUCUGAUCUGGGUGCUGGAGCAGCUGCUGAGGAGGAAGGAUCUGCCGGUCUCCAGCCUUUAUGGAGUCACCAUCGUCUGCUAUGAUGUUCUGCGCUUCUUACGAGACCUCCUAGUGGGUUUUACCUACUGCUUCCCAAUCACCUUCCUGGUGGGCCUUUUCCCUCAGAUCAACACCUUUACCAUCUACCUGCUGGAGCAGAUUGACAUGCACUUUUUUGGAGGAACAGCUGCCACCAGUCUCAUCUCUGCAGUAUACAGCAUCUUGCGUAGUCUGGUUGCUCUGUCUCUGCUUUACGGUUUCUGCUUCGGCGCUCUCAAGGAACCAUGGGAUGAGCAGCACACCCCAGCCCUGUUCUCUGGUUUUUGUGGCCUUUUAGUGGUGCUUUCCUAUCACCUCAGCCGACAAAGCAGUGACCCUUCUGUACUUCUAUCUCUAAUCAAGUCAAAGAUAAUGCCUGCGCUUGUGGAGAGUGACGAAGAGGAAGAGGAUGAUACAAACAUCAAAGAUCCUCUACCUGAGAAACUGCAGAAUUCCAUGAAAGAAAUUCUGCUGUCGGACAUCAUUGUGUGCUCCGUUGCCUACAUCCUAACCUUCGCCAUCACCGCGAGUACCGUGUUUCUGUCUCUCAAGCCCUUUGUGACCAUAGUGCUGUAUGCUCUGGCGGGGACUGUGGGGUUUGUAACCCACUACCUGAUCCCCCAGCUCAGGAAGCAUCACCCUUGGUUGUGGAUCUCCCACCCAGUCCUCAAGACCAAGGAGUACUACCAGUUUGAACCCAGAGAGGACGCGGUGCUUAUGUGGUUUGAGCGCCUGUACGUGGGACUGCUGUGCUUUGAGAAAUACGUGGUGUACCCCGCCAUUGUGCUGAGCGCGCUCACUAAUGAUGGCUUUGCUCUCAGUCACCGCAAGAAGCUGGGAAUCCACUGUGAUGUUCUCCUGACGACAGUCGCUGGACUGAAACUCCUGCGCUCAUCCUUCUGCAACCCCAGCUUCCAGUUCCUCACUCUGCUCUUUACACUCAUUUUCUUUCACUUCGACUGUCCACGUGCCUCUGAGAGCUUCCUGCUGGACUUCUUCAUCAUGUCCAUUGUGUUCCACAAGAUGCGUGAGCUGCUGCUGAAACUCCAUUUCAUCCUGGUUUACAUCGCUCCCUGGCAGAUCGCCUGGGGCAGCGCUUUUCAUGCCUUUGCUCAGCCAUUUGCUGUGCCUCACUCAGCCAUGCUGCUGCUCCAGACUCUGCUCACCACAGUUUUCUACACUCCACUCGCCCCCUUCCUGGGCAGUGCCAUCUUCAUUUCCUCUUAUCCGAGGCCCAUUAAGUUCUGGGAGAGAAACUACAACACAAAACGUAUUGAUAACUCCAACAGCAGGCUGGUGUCCCAGGUGGACAAGGAGACAGGUUGCGACGAUAACAACCUAAACUCCAUCUUUUAUGAGUACCUGACUCGAUCGCUGCAGCAUUCGCUUUGUGGUGACCUCAUGCUGGGCCGAUGGGGCAACUAUAGCGCUGGGGACUGUUUCAUCCUGGCUUCUGACUACCUCAACGCCCUGGUCCACCUCAUAGAGAUUGGCAAUGGUUUGGUCACCUUCCAACUGAGGGGUUUAGAGUUCAGAGGGACGUACUGUCAGCAGCGCGAGGUGGAGGCCAUCACAGAGGGCGUGGAGGAAGAUGACGCAUGCUGCUGCUGUGAGCCGGGCCACUUGCCUCACAUGCUGUCAUGCAACGCUGCUUUCAACCUGCGCUGGCUGGCUUGGGAAGUGAUGGCCACCAAGUACCUGCUGGAGGGUUACAGCAUCAGUGAGAACAAUGCUGCCACCAUGCUGCAAGUGUACGAUCUUCGAAAGCUGCUCAUCACCUACUACCUGAAGAGUAUCAUCUACUACUUGGUCCACUCUCCCAAACUGUCUACAUGGCUCAAGGAUGCCACCAUUCAGGAGGCGCUGCAGUCCUACACCAAGUGGCACCACAUUGAGCGCGACCCUCAGGUCUUUAGCGUGAAGAUCGAUGAGGACUAUGUGCAUUGCCUGCAGGGGGUGACGCGCGCCAGCUUCUGCAACGUUUACCUGGAGUGGAUCCAGCACUGUGCUGGGAAAAUGGAGACGCCUGUGGACAGCGAUGAAGACUCUCCUCUGGUCACUCUGUCUUAUGCUCUCUCCGUCCUGGGGAGGAGAUCCCUUGGCACUGCGUCACACAACAUGUCCAACAGUCUUGAAUCAUUUCUGUACGGUUUCAACACCCUGUUUAAAGGCGACUUCCGCAUCGCCACUAAGGAUGAGUGGGUUUUCACUGAUCUCGACCUCCUCCAGAAGGUGGUGGCUCCUGCAGUCAGAAUGAGCCUCAAAUUGCAUCAGGAUCACUUUACCUGUCUGGAAGAGACCGAGGAGGCGUCUAUCCUGUACGAAGCCAUCACAAACUACCGCAGCAACCUCGUAAUCUGCCACGAGAGCGAUCCCGCUUGGCGUAAGGCUGUGCUGUCAAGCCGUGACACGCUGCUCACUCUGAGACACAUGAUUGAUGAUGGCACGGACGAGUACAAGAUCAUCAUGCUGUACAAACGCCACCUCAGCUUCAAGGUCAUCAAGAUCAAUAAGGAGUGUGUGCGAGGCCUCUGGGCAGGACAGCAGCAGGAGUUGAUAUUUUUAAGGAACCGAAACCCGGAGCGAGGCAGCAUCCAAAACUCAAAGCAAGCACUGAGGAACAUGGUCAACUCUUCUUGUGACCAGCCACUCGGCUACCCCAUGUACGUGUCACCUCUGACAACUUCAUACGCAGGAACACACGGUACGCUACGCGGCAUUGGAGGAGGGGCUUUAAGCCUGGAUGCCAUUCGUUCCUGGCUCUGCUCUAAAUGGCUGCGGGUGCGUAAGGACAACCUGACCAGCUGUAACAGCGGCAUGAAUAUGGAGGAUGUGGACUGCGGUGCCGGUGGGUCGUCAUCGUUGAGCCACAACCGCCCAUCCUCUGUCACAUCCAACAGCCUGAGCCAGCACAGAGCCAGGACGGCACACAGCCACAGACACCGCAACGCUGCCAGGAGAGAGUACCGCAGUCGAUCAGUGCAGCCCCAGAGUCAGCGCCCCCCUGUCAGCAGCCAGUCUGGCCCAAUCCUGGACUCGGGCUCCAACAACGGGAUUGUCCAGCGUCUGUCUAACAGUCAGCUGUCCUUUAACACCUCCAUAGCUUCUAUAUUCUCCCAGGUCCCUCGUCUCUCAGGAGCAGGUGGCAUCAGCGCGCAGCUUCAGGCAGCGCAGCAUCAGCAGCGCUCCAGUCAGGUCUCCUCAUCUUCAUCCACACUCAGCUUGCUGUUUGGGAAGCGUAGCUUCUCCAGCGGCCUGGUUAUCUCCGGGUUGUCCGCUGCUGAAGGGGGCAACACCACCGAUACACAGUCAUCCUCCAGUGUCAACAUCGCCAUCGGGCCCUCACAUAGGUCCAGCAGCAGAGCCACACAGUGGACAUCGGAGCCAUAUGAGAGUAUAGACGCGAGCAAUUCCAACGCUGCAGUCACGGUGAAAGACGACACACAGUUAAGCGAGCAGGGCUGCAGCCAGGGAUUAGACAAGACCCAGGAGGAUUCAGCAUCUGCCUCAACAGUUCCAGACCCAACUGAUCAAAAGACUGUCUGAGAGAGAAAACACAUCUGUGACAGUGCCCAUACUCAUGCCCACAUACAGACAGGACUGUAUGAAGAGUUAUACACACAUAAAUAAAGAAGAUUGUAUGAGAGAGCACCCAUGCACACAAACCUGCCUCCUCUGUCCUCAGCAUGUGGUCUCACCCUGUUGUCUGAAUGUAAAGUCUGAAAACACAGUCUUUGAUGCAGAGGAUAAAAAUAAAGACAUUUUUAAACGA
Molecule: messenger RNA, 6826 nt
Organism: Pundamilia nyererei
Lineage: Eukaryota; Metazoa; Chordata; Actinopteri; Cichliformes; Cichlidae
Gene: pcnx2
Product: pecanex 2
Exons: 40
Coding region: 304-6600 (2098 amino acids)
Cellular component (GO): membrane
Source: RefSeq, a predicted model, not a curated record